AUGGAUACUUUGGUCGACGCUGUGAAAGACAAUGCAAACAUUGCCUUACAUCAGGUUGGUAUGGAGACAACUGUGAGAAAAAGUGCAACGAUUAAUGUACCAAAGCAUCAUGUGACCAGCUUACGGGGGCUUGUAGCAACGGGUGCAUUCCAGGAUGGUAUGGCUACACCUGCGAUAAUGUCUGCACAAAUACCUGUCAUAACAGGUCAUGCAAUCAACUUUCCGGUAAUUGUAGUAAUGGUUGUUUGUAUGGCUGUCUUAAACUCAGGUAUUGAUCCAGUAGUGUAUGCUGUUGGUGGUUGCCUGUUUGGAGUUAUAGUAUCACUGUCAUGUGCAGUCAUAAUUGUUUACAUACGGAAAGCAAUUAUAAAACGCAGGUGGUAUAAUUUUGACACCUCUGCGAGAGAAAGCUCAACCCAAAUUUACGACGAAAUUGUGCUGAGCAGCGGUAGCACUCUGGGAUCAAUUAGCAAUACAUACACGGACAUUCGGUCUGAACUUACAGUAGAAAACAUUGAAGAAUCUAGCUCUCGUUUUAGCAGAUAUUAUGAACUACAAGACAUUGGAACUAGUAAAUCAGUCCCACGCCAUCAUCUAGAGAUAGAUGACAAAGCUGCCAUUAUUCACUCUGAUAAGCAUGUAGUAGGUACGAGUUCUAGGGUAAAUACAGACAGUCUCGAUGGAAGAGGUGUCGCACUUUCAUGGCCCACAACAUUGACAAAACAGCAAGAAACAAAACAUCUUAGUUAUAAGUGUGACGUAUCAGCUAGUUCUGUAAAUAGAUCUAGAAGUAUAACACAUUUAGAUAAUGGCGCACGAGACAGUUGUAUCAAUUACAGGGAUAUGAAAUGUAACUCCUUUGAGCAAGUACAACUACAUAUGGGUAGAAAUGAGGGAGAAGAUAGUGGAAGCGUCUAUUAUUUGCAUCCAAUCAGUUAACACUACACACCGUACUUUUUAGUAUAAAGAAGUUCUAGAAAAUUGCAUGUGAGAUGUGAAAGGUAUUUUUCUAUGAAUUUAUUUUCAUUCCCUUGUUACAUAUUUUUCUGCAACAUGUGUUAACAAAUCUAUGCAGACAUAUUUUCAGUUUACAAAUGUUUUAUUAUCAUUUCAAUACAACGUCUUUCUAAGGAAUAUGACAAGCGUUUGUCAUUAAUGAAAUGCACUGACGUUAUGGCCCACACGUUGAAAUUAUUGUUUUGUAUUCUUCGUCUUCUUCUUCUUGUUUUU
Molecule: messenger RNA, 1230 nt
Organism: Mercenaria mercenaria
Lineage: Eukaryota; Metazoa; Mollusca; Bivalvia; Venerida; Veneridae
Exons: 5
Coding region: 1-939 (312 amino acids)
Source: RefSeq, a predicted model, not a curated record